CUCUAUGUCCUCACACUCUUCCCUCUUCUGUUCUUUCUCUCCCAAGUCCCAACUCUUUCGAGCGGAAGCCGGCACCUAACCCAGAAAGCUAGAAAAGAUGUUUGGCCAUUAACGGAGUCUCUCUCGGUCUACAAAAUGCUUCUCUCCUCAUCUGCUCUCGUUGACAAAAUGAACAACUGAACAUCAGUUGCAAGCUUUUCCCACCCCCAAUCCAUGGCGGCAUCCACUCUUGCUAUCGAUGGCUCUGGCAAGAAAGUGAGGAAACCAUAUACCAUCACCAAGUCCAGGGAGAGCUGGACUGAAGAAGAACACGAUAAAUUUCUCGAAGCUCUGCAACUGUUUGAUCGUGACUGGAAAAAGAUUGAAGAUUUCGUUGGUUCAAAGACAGUAAUUCAGAUACGGAGUCAUGCUCAGAAAUACUUUCUGAAGGUCCAGAAAACUGGUACAAUAGCACAUUUGCCUCCUCCGCGCCCAAAGCGUAAAGCUGCUCAUCCUUAUCCGCAGAAGGCAUCCAAAAAUGCUUUGCCAUUGCAAGCAUCCAUGGCUUAUCCUUCAACAUUGAAUUGUCUCGUACCUGGUUAUUCCCCAUGGGAGGACACAUCCAUGCUUGUAAACACUACAUCAAGUGGUACUGUUCCCGCAGACGAGUACAUCAAUCUUCAUGGUGUUGAAGAUGAUGUUGGAUCAAAGGGAGUUACAAGGACAGGUGACAACAACUUUAGUGGCUUUGGAAGCUCAAUUAGAUCUUUGUCCAGUUGUGACAUACCGAAGCAAGGAAAGCAAGGGUCUCUUCUUCAUGGUAUUCCGGACUUUGCUGAAGUAUAUAGUUUCAUUGGAAGUGUCUUCGACCCUGAUACUAUAGGUCAUGUGCAGAAGCUUAAGGAGAUGGAUCCCAUUAAUUUUGAAACUGUCUUGUUGCUGAUGAGAAACCUGACCGUUAAUUUGUCAAGCCCUGAUUUUGAACCAAUUAGGAAGGUUUUAUCAUCAUAUGAUGGCAGUGCCGAUACUGUAGGGGGUACUUCCAUAGCAGUUGAUGCAAGCAAAAGCAAUGAGUUACCAUGUUGAACUGCUGAGAGAUUUCUGAUUUGUAUGUGUCAUCUCGUGUAACAUAUUCUGUUCUCUUACAUAUGUAAUAUAUUUUGGUUUUCUUGGAAAUAUAUUUGCCUGAAAAACAUGAGCUCAUUUUCAAUGUUGAAGCUCUCUAACCAAUAUAACCAUGUUCCCGUUGUUUACUAGUGUUAA
Telopea speciosissima is the source of this 1242-nucleotide messenger RNA. Its product is annotated as protein REVEILLE 8-like. Lineage: Eukaryota; Viridiplantae; Streptophyta; Magnoliopsida; Proteales; Proteaceae. Gene Ontology annotation, molecular function: DNA binding. The coding region runs from base 214 to 1065 and encodes 283 amino acids. The record is from RefSeq and is a predicted model, not a curated record. The transcript is spliced from 8 exons.